Dromiciops gliroides (monito del monte) is the source of this 2424-nucleotide messenger RNA. RefSeq names its product solute carrier family 26 member 9 (gene SLC26A9). The record is from RefSeq and is a predicted model, not a curated record. Gene Ontology annotation, cellular component: membrane. NCBI's taxonomy places the organism in Eukaryota, Metazoa, Chordata, Mammalia, Microbiotheria, Microbiotheriidae. Gene Ontology annotation, molecular function: oxalate transmembrane transporter activity; chloride transmembrane transporter activity; bicarbonate transmembrane transporter activity. Gene Ontology annotation, biological process: transmembrane transport.
AUGAGCCAGCCCAGGCCCCGAUACGUGAUAGACCGACCUGCAUACUCCCUGACCCUUUUCGAUGAGGAAUUCGAGAAGAAGGACAGAACUUACCCAGUGGGCAAAAAGCUUCGUGAUACUUUCAGAUGUUCCUCUGCCAAGAUCAAAACUGUAGCAUUUGGGCUUUCCCCCCCUAUCCUAUCCUGGCUCCCCAAAUACAAGAUCAAGGACUACAUCGUGCCUGAUCUGCUUGGGGGACUGAGUGGGGGAUCCAUUCAGGUCCCACAAGGUGAGAGGAUCCAUGGCUUUUGCGCUGGUGGCCACCUUCCUGCAGUCAGCCUCUACUCAUCCUUCUUUCCUCUCCUGACCUACUUCUUCUUGGGAGGUGUGCAUCAGAUGGUGCCAGGUACCUUUGCUGUUAUCAGCGUCCUGGUGGGUAACAUCUGUCUGCAGCUGGCUCCGGUCAAAUUCCAGGUCUUUAACAAUGUCACCAACACAAGCUACGUGGACAUAGCAGCCAUGGAGGAGGAGAGACUCCACGUGUCGGCAACACUGGCUUGUUUAACAGCCAUCAUCCAGAUGGGCCUAGCUUCAUGCAGUUUGGUUUUUGUGGCCAUCUACCUAUCUGUCUUCAUCAGAGGCUUCAUGACUGCUGCCGGACUGCAGAUCCUGAUUUCUGUGCUGAAGUACAUCUUUGGGCUGACCAUCCCUCCUACACUGGCCCUGGGGCCAUUGUCUUGACCUUUCAUUGACAUCUGCAAAAAUCUGCCCCAUACAAACGUUGCCUCACUUGUCUUUGCCCUGAUCAGUGGGGUCUUUCUAGUGCUGGUGAAAGAGCUCAACGUUCGCUACAUGCACAAGAUCCGCAUCCCCAUCCCCACAGAACUGAUUUGUGAUCAAAAUGUGGUGGUGGCAACGGCUAUCUCUGGGGGUUGUAAGAUGCAGAAGUAUCAUAUGCAGAUUGUGGGAGAGAUCCAACAGGGAUUUCACCACCCCAGUGUCCCCUGUGGUCUCCAGUGGAAGGAUAUGAUUGGCACAGCCUUCCUGGCCAUCGUGGGUUAUGUCAUCAACCUGGCCAUUGGCAGGACCCUGGGAACCAAACAUGGCUAUGAUGUGGAUCCUAACCAGGAAAUGAUUGCUCUAGGCUGCAGCAACUUUUUUGGCUCCUUCUUUAAAAUUCAUGUCAUUUGCUGUGCUCUCUCAGUCAUGGCUGUGGAUGGCGCAGGGGGCAAAUCCCAGGUAUCAAGUCUGUGUGUAUCCCUAGUGGUGAUGAUCACCAUGCUAGUGUUGGGGGUCUACCUGUACCCCUUACCCAAGGGUAGAUCUGUGCUGGGGGCCCUAAUUGCUGUCAACCUCAAGAACUCUCUUAAGCAGCUCACAGACCCCUAUUAUUUGUGGAAGAAAAGCAAAUUGAUUUGUGUCUGGGUUGUGAGUUUCCUCUCCUCCUUUUUCCUCGGACUGCCCUAUGGUGUAGCAGUGGGCGUCUCCUUCUCCAUCCUAGUGGUUGUCUUCCAGACCCAGUUUCGUAAUGGCUCUGCCCUGGCCCAGGUCAUGGGCACAGAUAUCUAUGUGAACCCUAAGACCUACAAUAGGGUCCAGGAAGUAGAGGGAAUUAAAAUCCUGACUUACUGCUCUCCACUCUACUUUGCCAACUCAGAAAUCUUCAGACAGAAGGUCAUUUCCAAGAUAGGUGUGGACCCCCAGAAAGUGUACCUGGCCAAGCAGAAAUACCUAAGAUCAGGAAAGGGACGCAGGAUGCCCACAAGACAGAGGAAAUCCCUGUUCUUGAAAAAAAAGACUGUCUCCCUACAAGAACUCCAGCAAGACUUUGAGGUUGUUUCCCCCACGGAUACCAACAACAAUCAGACAGCUGCCAAUGGAACUGGGAUUUCCUAUAUCACCUUCAGCCUAGAGGACCCCACACCCUCCAAAGAUGAGCCACCAGCCCCCUUUACAACAACCAGUGAACCUGAGGACUCCCUGGCCAGUGUCCCACCCUUCAUCUCUUUCCAUACCAUCAUCCUGGACAUGAGUGGGGUCAGCUUCGUUGACCUUAUGGGCAUCAAAGCAUUAGCAAAGCUCUCCUCCACCUAUGGGAAGAUUGGUGUGAUCUUCUUGGUGAAUAUUCAAGCCCAAGUGUACAAUGACAUUAAUCACGGGGGUGUUUUUGAGGACGGGACCUUAGAACGAAAUCACAUCUUUCCCAGCAUCCAUGAUGCUGUCCUUUUUGCUCAAGCCUGCAGCAGAACAGUGGUGACAGGACAAGACUUAAGAAGGACUCCAGUGAACAAUGAACUUUCCAUGUACGAUUCAGAUGAUAGUGGAUCAAGCUACCAUGAUCUGGAACAGGAGAUAUUUGGGAGCAUGUUCCACUCUGAGACACUGACAGCUCUGUGAAUCUCCAGCAGAAACACCUCACCAUCUCCAGCAUUUCCCCUUCCCCAG